GAACUCGGCGAUUCGUUUCGACUGUAUGUAACUACAUCUCCCGACCUAUUUUCCCUGCUCGCUUUAUUUGGUUUUGGUCUCAUUGUUAUGCUUCAUCAUCUCAAGUGCUCGUCUGGCCUCUACUUCUAUAGUCAACAAGCCAGUCGUGAUGGGCCCAUCGGCGCCGAGUUGCGCUUCGCCCCCCCUGUUUUGCCUCGGUUGGGCUUGUAGAAUUGACGGCCUUGUUUUUCGGUUUGCCGCCACCCUCGUCAGUGUCUAAAUCAAGUCGCGUGCGAGGGAGUGUGUUUUUUCAGACAAACACUUCGAUAGACACUGCUGGAAAAGCGACAAACGCGGCCCAGCACAACCAGCAGGAAAACAGUGGGCGACGUCAACUUUGUGCGUCAUAGUGUUAAUGGAAGCGAAAACAUUGUAUGCUAUCUUUCAAACUGCACAGUCUGGUUUCGACGCCACAAGAAAAUGGCUUUAAAAAAAAAAUGCGAAAAAAAACAACAACAACAUAAUAACAAAAGGGCCGAAUUGAAAGAUUUAUUCAUACGUACCAUUUAACCCGCAUUUCAGUACGUUCUUCUUCCCAGUCGAAAAUUGAGUUCGUGGAGAUAAAGAAAAGGCAGCUGGUGGAGAUUACGUACUAUAUGGUCCUCUAGGCUAGUCAUGCGCCCCUUUUUUCUUUUUUUUUUUUUUAUCCCGUCCAUGUCAGGCAGUCACGCAGUCCCCGUUCGAUAUAGGCCAUCAUGGAUAGAGUUUUUUUUUCUUUUAUUACAUUCCUCUUUUUCUCUUUAACUUUGGCCGUCGUAUUUUAAAUCCUGCUUGCCGCUCUAAAGGAGUCACAGAAAGAAAAAAACAAAAACAAAACUUGUGUCGCCAAGAAAGAGAUACCACUCGUCUGGGGAGACAAAAUAAAAACAACAAGACCAACUAAAAAAAAAAAAAAAAAAAUGGCGUCGCUGUGAAUCCAACGUCCUCCUCCUUCGCUGCCGUCCGGAAUGUGAACCUACUUAUUUGAGGCGCUUUCUGGUUGAUUGUGUUAUUUUUGGAGUUUCUUGUGGAUUAUUUUCCCCUGAGCGACAUACCCCUUAGCUCAAUUCCACUUUCAUUAGUAGUACACAGCGUCCGCGCUGCGAUUCUUUAACAGAAUACGUAGACCGCGGAACUGAUCAGACAAGCUUUUAAUACCUUCGACUGCUUAAGAAAAUGAAUUAUGAAAAAAAUUAUCGGUAAGGGAUUUUUUUUUUCUUUCUUUCUUAUUUUCAUUUUAUUUCACGUGUUCACAUCGCUAACAUAGCGGCAUUCUGUGACGUUUGAACCGCGUAAAGUGAUGCCAACAUUUUUGUUUUCAUUUUGUUUCUAAUUGGCAGCUACUGAUAAUGGUUUUAAAAAAAAACAGUGGUUCACACAAUGUCGUCAAAAACUAGGCAGCCGCAAGUAGAAGAGUGAACAAUCCGCGGAUGAUGGUAAAAAGCCGUUCGGAUGGAGUGAGGGAUAUGCAAAUGAAGUGACGACGAUGCCAUUCAACACGUUUGCACGUGAAAGGUUCUGCAUAUGAAAUCGUUCAGCCGAGAAGGCGACGAGGAAAUCGGAACAAAUAGAUUCAAACGAAUUGGAAAUUUGAGCAUCUUUGAAAGACUGAGUGCUAUCGAUUUUUGACAAUAAAAAUGAAAAAUGAAAAAAAUAAAUUGUCGCGGCUCGGUCGUGUUUAAAGCGAUUCAAUCAUGCACGUCUUUCCAACAUGUGCAAAUCAAAUGAAAUGUAAAUAAGCCAAGUACAAAUAGAAUUUGGGACAAGGAGAAUGACGUUUCGUUUUGGCUCUCGUCCGACUAUCGUGAUAGAAGCAAACCCAGAACGACGAAAGGAAACAUGGCCAAACAGGGUAGUUACGUAAUAUUGCCCUGCCAAAGAGUAUAGGACUACUGUAUAUCUAUUACCCGUCGAAUUUUGUCAACUUUUCAAAGAGGUUUAGUGGGUCAACCAUUCGGCGCCGGCGCACGGAUAACAUUGGAAACGAAAAUUCUUUGUCCGACAGUUUUCCGUUGUUUGCGUCCACUUCCAGAAGAUGCGGAUAACAUGAGUAUAACCUUACUGUCAACUACUGAUCACAUCCACCGUACGCAAGGGAAAAAAAAAAGAGAGAGACAGAGGUUCAAAAGGAGAGCGGUUUCGACAGAAACCACGUCUGGCAUCUCAGGAAAAAAAAGGGUUUAGAUUGCUGAGUAAGGCAGAAAGAGGGGUGGUAGGUUAGCGCAAAGAGGUUCGGUGGGUCGGGAUUCGAGCCGUACCGUCCCGUUGCCUUGCCUCUUUUCUUCGUUCACGACCUCAACCAAUUUGGUGCGCUCAGUACUGAGCGGCAGUUCUGCUAGAACGGACGCACUUCUCUCUGUUACGUUGUUUGCCGCUGCUCUGUUUCGUUUUCGUUUUAUUUUGAGUAGAACAUUGAGAGAAUAAUAGCCUAUACAACAGUAGAAUGGGCGAAGCGGUUAUCUCUGAGUGUGCGACAGCAAUUUUCUGAUUAAACGCUCAGCACCUUCCGUGUUCCGUUUCCUCCAAAGUGUAUUCGUUCGCUCUCUUAUGUGUUCUCCUUCACCAUCACCUGUGUGGAUGUGCGUCCAUUAUUCAGUUAAUUGGUGAACCUUUUUCUUUCGAUUGUUCGUGAAAAGAUUGACUCUCAAAUCUUUGAUAGAAAUGCACUAUUUAUAUCUGAUAAUUUGCCCGAUGCUUUGCGGAGAUUAGUGCAGAAGAAACGACACACGUCGAGUGUAGCCUGUUUUAAUGACAAAAGAAAGAGCAAAGAAAGCUGUAGAGCCCGUCAGUCCCUUUUUGUCGCCCUGCGGGGUGAGCUUUAAAGAAAAAAACAUUUUCCGGUCGAUUGGUGGAUCGGGUUAAAAGCAAGUCAGUGUCGGUCGUGUUGUUUUUUCUAUCCCGGUCCUCAUCAUCCCCGUCACUUGUUGUAGCCAAUCGAAAUCAGCCGUUUUGGGGGCAAAACAUCGACCAAUAUCCUUGUGGACGUCCGUACCUUAUUUUGUUUUUAUUUAUUUAUUUUUUUUGCCUGGCUAGAAGUUUUUUCUAGCUGGUUCUUCUCAACCCCGACCAAUGUUAUUUCUUGACUUUUUAUUUUUGCUUUUAUCUUACCGACCCUUCAGUCCCACCAGCACUCGUCCUACUACUUCUCCGGUCGCGCUCGCUUUAGUGUUUAGUUCCCGGUGACGACGACGCCUUUUAUUCCGUCACUUCGACGUCAAUUGAAAGAAGAAGAAGAAGAAAAAAAGACAUAAAAGGGUAGGAAGGCAGUAGAAGAAAGAAAGAAGCGCUUCUUAAUGGGACAUGGAAUGGAUUGGAUGGAAUCGCAUGGGCCGAACGGAUGUUGGUGACAGUGUUAAUCAUGGGCAUCGGUCCAGGCUGUGAAGUGUGGCGUGCCGCUGAAGAUCCUUAGUUGACGUUCAUCUGCCAUUUUCUGCAAAUGACUGCGCUUGCAUUCUGCCACAUUUCGAACGACCUAAUGGGAUCGAAGGCGCGAAAAUCAGCUUUAUUGUGCAUUGCGGCGUACAGUUCGAUGGUCCCUUCGUGCGUGAUUGUCCGUUGAUGAGACGCGGUCCGUGACCAGAUCAAUCCUCGUCGGGCAUUAGCGGGUGAAAGUGUUGAAAAGUAGCCACGGUGGCGUCUUGUGCUGGCGUCCAUGCACUCAUCAUCAGCAGCAAGUUGGCGAGUAAAUCUGGCAACGAAAAGGGUAAAGUGAUUGGAGCGGAAAAGGCGAAACAGAAAGCUAAAAGGGAACCCGGAAUAAAGUAGGCCGUGGGCCGGUGCUAGGGCGUUCUAACGCAAUACAAAGAUAUCGCUGCAACGAUCGAUUGAAACAGUAUCGAUCCUAGUCGCCCUUCUGCCCGUGUUUUUAUUCUAGCUCGUCUAUUUCUCACUCGACUUUUAUUUCCAUUUUAUUUGAUUCUUGAACUGGUAUCGAGUGCGUUGGGGAGGCGGAGAAGCCGUUAAGUGUGGCAAAGUGGAGUGUGGGUCUUUUCAUUGCCCCAAUCAUGGGCAGCGAAAAGAUGCGCACCGACACCAAAUUGACGAUCGGCUUACGUCGACUGACACCCGAACUCUUGCUACCGACGGAUGCGUCUCCGGUGCCCAACUUGGUCACCACCCGAUCGGUUAGCCAACCUAAACUGCACGAGCCACAGCAACGGCAGCAGGCGCACCAGACGCAACAUCACACGGACGAUUUCCUACAUUCAACCAUGAAGUUGUUUCUGCUGGUCACGCCUCCAGCCGCUCGGAUGCAGGGUCGUUCGAAAAGUUUGACUCACAUCGACACCCUGGAUCCGGGUAUGUUGGUGUCGCGAGAAAAUUCAGGGGAUAGCCGAUCGGAGCCGGAUUCAACGAUGCAAUUGGCCGGUGGAUCACAGGACCGAUUGACGGUGCCGGCGAUGGCGACUGCGGCUCUCUCUAGUCCCAUCGUCUCGACCGUCGUGGCGUUGACUAGCCCCGCACCUAUCAACUCUUCCGCAUUAACUACGGAGGAACACAGCUCUUCCGACCCAGCCGUGAGACGAAGGCGAUUGUCUAAUCUUUACAAAAUCACGAGUUCGGAGUACUUCAGUGUCAGUUUUGACUGUUUGGAGGAGCCCGGACAGGAGGAAUUUGUAGCCGCCUCAAAAGGAACGAGUUUAAGGGAGGCGUUGGCAGCCGUUUGCAUGCGGCGCGGGGUUGAUUUGUCAAAUGUCAACGUUUAUUUGGACUCCUCGAAAACACCCCUGUCUUUGAUAACGACCGAGACUUUCUGGCUGGGUGGCAAGCACCUCAGGAUCAAAGCUAAAGAUGGCGUCAAAAGUCCUGUGCGGAACGUGGUCUCCAAGCCACUGUUGCAACAUCAAUCUUCAAGGAAAAGUUCAGGAAGCAAUCGAAGUGGAAAGACGAGCCGGGCGCUUAGCGGAGCAACCAGUACCGAGGAUCCGACGGCGCUCGGAGCCGAUUGUACAACCCAUCCUGUUUCCGGAAACCUGCCCAUCAGCAUGGCCAAUCUAGCUAGCAGCGGGUCUCACGAGGGAUCGCUCAAGGGCAAAGGCGCUAAAGCCACCACGCGAUGGAGUGGUCUCUUCGGCUCGACGUACAAGGACACAAAAAUGGACCUACUCGCUGAUCAAUUGAAUGAUUACAGCCGGCACGGUAUACCGCGAUUACCUCAUCUCCUGACUUUCGAGGCGGACGAGGAUACGGAAGAGGCACUCUACAGUUUGGAGGAAGACUGGAAACUGAUCGUGAUGGACUGGACUUCGCUACCGGAGCGACAGCGCCAACAGCAGAACGCCAUUUGGGAACUCGUUCAGACUGAAGUGGCUUAUCUGCGGACCCUAAAAGUCAUCACUGACUUGUUCAUGGCCUGUCUGUGCAAUCUCCAAGCAGCCCAGAUCCUCAACGAAAUCGACACGGAGCGCCUCUUCUCCAAUUUGCCGGAGAUUUAUGUGGCGAAUAGGCAAUUUUGGGCCGAGCACGUUUUCCCCAUGCUCAAGAAUGCACGCAGCGCCAGAGCUCCGCUGGAUCCGACGUCCCUACGGGAAGGAUUCUUAAAGUUUGACGAGUUAUUCCAUCCGUAUACCAAGUACUGCUUGGAUCAGAGCCAAUGCCAGCAAUACUGCAAAGAGAAGGACCACGAUAACGAACUUUUCAAAGCCUAUUUAGCGUGGUGCGAGACGCAGCGCGACUGCAACCGCCUUAGACUGAUGGACAUCCUUGUCAAACCUAUGCAGCGACUCACCAAAUAUUCCCUCCUUCUCAAAGCCGUUCACAAGAAAACGGACGCUGAAGAACAUAAACCCGUUGUUGUCGAAAUGAUCCAAAGUGUCGAGUCAUUUGUCGGUCAAGUCAACUCGGCUCUGAGGCAACGGCACGAACAGGAACGCCUACGUGAAAUUCUUUCGCGAAUUGAAUCGUACGACGUGGUGGAGGCAAAAGACGAAGAAGUUGAACGUCUCGUCAAGUCUCAUUGUGACCUGGAUCUUACCAAGCCAAUGCCAUACUGUUCCGAGAACCAAAGGCGUUAUCUGCUUAUUGAGGGAGACUUGAAACUUCGCGAUCAGGGAACCUCGAAAAUGGACGUCCAUUGUUUUCUUUUCACUGACGUUCUGCUGAUCUGCAAACCAGUUGCACGCAAGGCGGAAAAAGUCAAAGUAAUCAGGCCUCCUUGUUUGGUUGAUCGGUUGGUUGUCAUUGAACUGACUCGCGAUCCAGCCGGUCUUGGCCUGGUUUACCUGAACGAGCUGGGCACGGCGUCUGCUGCGUUUUCUCUACAUGCCUCCGAACCGAAGCAAAGCAAAGUGUGGUUGGACCAUCUCCGCAAAUCGCAAGAACUUUAUCGUGAUGCUAAAGCGACAGCAGCUGCUGCGGCCGUCCAUCCGGAUCCUUCGCUUUAUUAUGACGAGGACGACGAUCUUGAUUAUCCCCAUUCUGCAUUACUGGUGGCGCGCAGUCCUAGAGGCUCGAGCAGAGGAAGCCGUGGUUCCUCAUUAAUUCAUUCGCACAGGAUCAGCCCGUCGCUCCCGUUCUUGACAGCUGAGAAUGACGAGUUGAAUGUUGCUGUUGGCUCAGUCGAUAUGAAUGAUCUAGCGAAUGCUAAUCGAGGCAACUUGGUGGACUCGUUGGAAAUCAAACGAACUUCGAGUGCGUCGUCUGAAGAAAGCGGACCGCAUGCGCCUCCCACAGCGGUCAAACAAAUCCCAUCUCCACGUACUGACAGACGUUCCAUAGUAGGUCGAUCGCUGCAUCAUUCCAUGUCACCUGUUCCCACGCCGAACACGCUGACGGUACAGGUUCCGCACGUCAAAGCCGUUUCCAAUCAAGGCCAGUCGUUGCCUAAUCUUUUAUCGAUCGCUGUGCCGGUUCCGGUCACUCCAGCCUCAGGAACUACCUCGGGAAUGGGGUCGUCGCUUAAUGUGUCCGGCCGUGUCCACUCGCCUUCCGCUUUAAAUCAAAGAGGCGUUUCAUACCCUCCGCCUUCGCCACGUGGUCUGACUCGAACACAGCCCGUACCGCAGUCCCGCAAUCCUCCUCUCGUUAAAACCCGACGUUUGGCUUCUGUAGCCGGGCUCGUUAAUGUCAACGUUACCGAUCCUUCCAACCAACAUUUAGCUACGUGUGAAGCCAUUAAUCCGAAUGUGGAAUUAAGAACUUUUACAAACGGCGUAGCUGCGACCACCCCCGAAAUUGUAACCGAAUCGUUUGAUUUAAACGAAGUUGGGGCUGAGUUGGAAGACGAAUUAGUCGAUCCUGAAUACGACGAUCAUCGCCAAGUUCUAAACGCCGCGCUGGCAAAGCGUUUAUCGAGAAAUGAGCGUUUAGACCACCGAAGGUAUCAUACGGCUGGAGCCAUCGAAGACAUCAAGAAACAAGAUGCCAAGAACAACAGCAUCCAUAAGCGCCUUUCUUGGAACUACGGACAGCAAGCAAAUCAAACAGUAUCCCCCAGUUCUAGCUUGUCAACGAGUAGACUUCUCCGUUCGGGCUUAAUGGGAAGCGCUACCAAUUCUGAUUCAAUGCUCAGCUUCAGUUCUAGCGGUGUUAGUAGUACCGGAUCUUUACAUCUGAGUACAGCCUCAGAGGUGGAAGACGUCUUGGAACUUGAACCGGACGUAAACUAUAAAAUGCACAUCUCGUCGACGUACAUAUGCAACUCCGAACUACCCAAAACUGAAGGAACUCACGUCCAGGUGCGACCUUUCCAGGAUAAACAAUCUCACAACAUUCUGCAUUCUUCGCGAGCGGCGCCCCCACCGCCACCUCCACGAAGUCUCCCUGUACCAGCAUCUUUACCUUUGUCCGGAGAUCUUCGACUGGAUGUUUCAGAAGUUUGCGACGGAAUUUCUUCCGUGCAGAUUACCGUAUCAGGCGCUGAAUGUUGCUCAUCCCCCAAUGCAACUUCACCAACGGUCAAUGGAAAACCAUCGCGUGCAGACUUAAUACGUAUGAAAGAUCUUAUUAUGGGAGAUACAUCAAUGGAAGCUUCGGAAGUGUAACACAAAAAUUGGGGAAAACUUUCCAAUUGUAUUCCAAAGAACAAAAAAAUCCCACUGUAUCCCCCCAACGAACUCUGUGUUGGUUGAAACCCAAAGAGCAUUUGGUGCAAGGACGCUUGAAGGACUCCGAUGUCCAGCUCGUUGAGGAUCAUACUUAUUUAAAUUUUUGUCAUAAAAUGCGUCUAGAGACAAAUGAUUGACACAUAUAUAAUUGCAACUGAAUUUUAACGUUAUUUCGUAAAUGAUUGUGAUGAUGCAUAAGAAUUUCCAUUUAAAUACUUGUUUUAAUAUUUGUGGCGUCACGCAAAUAAUUGUCUACCUACGUUUUGUAUCAAUAUUGGCUUUUGGUGCUGUAAGAUCAUGUUUCUUUCUUCAUUUUCUCAAUUUCGUCUCGGUCGUGCACCUUGUAAUUGAUGUCUUCUGACUAGUCAGCUACUAUUAUUUCAUUUAAACAUCUUGAUUGCUUCCCUUUUGCAUUUGAGGGAGGUCACUUUCCUAUGCAUAUCGCAUUAUCAAUGCGUUACUAUUUUGCUUUGUAUUAUUCAAUUAUUCCGUAUUUUAAAAUUUAAUAUUCCUCGUCUCUCCAGAACUUCUGAAAUUGGACGAAUAAACCACAUUUUGCAUCUUAA
This is a messenger RNA of Daphnia magna, 8629 nucleotides long. RefSeq names its product pleckstrin homology domain-containing family G member 5. Gene Ontology annotation, biological process: endothelial cell migration; Rho protein signal transduction. NCBI's taxonomy places the organism in Eukaryota, Metazoa, Arthropoda, Branchiopoda, Diplostraca, Daphniidae. The transcript is spliced from 23 exons. Gene Ontology annotation, molecular function: guanyl-nucleotide exchange factor activity. Gene Ontology annotation, cellular component: endocytic vesicle; axon; plasma membrane. The coding region runs from base 4023 to 8000 and encodes 1325 amino acids. The record is from RefSeq and is a predicted model, not a curated record.